Messenger RNA from Paramuricea clavata, 7027 nucleotides. Lineage: Eukaryota; Metazoa; Cnidaria; Anthozoa; Malacalcyonacea; Plexauridae. The record is from the annotation of a GenBank genome assembly.
ACAAUAUUAACAUAGGAAAGGUCGUGAAAUAAACUGAAUGUUGUCGACCGUUUUUUGUCAGAAACCUUUUAUAUAAUAUACGUACUUUGUGGUGUUAUGACUACCUUAUCGCUGACACUACCAAUUUCAUGUCAAAUAUGUCUUGGAAAAGUAAGUUUUUUAUGUCAGUGUAGGGAGAUAAAAUGUUUGUUGGCCUGCACUCAAAUCAGACCCUAUCCAGUUACACUGUCUGGAAAACGAAUUUAUAGUGUUUCAUAGAUGGAUUUACUCUUUUAGUAUUAGGAGUUUAAACCUUGUAGUCAAUUAUUUGUAUAUGUCCAUUUUAAAUGUUAUAUAAUUUGGAAUAAGCCAUGCAUUUAAUAUGUUUAUUGUGAAUGUUUAUAAAUUUAACUUGUAUUUUAUUAAACCAUCAAUUACUCAAUACUCUCCCUGAAUAGUUAAAUCAUCUACCAUAUUUGAUACAAUGUAAAUUUGUGCAUGCCGUAAUCUCAGGGAAUUCCAAAGGUUUACUGAAACUGACAUUCAGAAUCCUCAAACCUAAAAAGCUGCAGAUUGAGAGUCAGCUAGCCUAGGGUACAACAUACCACCUGAAUUGUACAAUCUCAAACCCACCAUAUUAGUCUCCCACAUUUAGUUGGCGACUCCCUACCGCCCAAAGACAAUUUGACAAAAUCGCCUGCAUUCCUUGUGUUUUUCACACAACAAGGAAGUAUUGGAAGUAUUCCUAAUGCCCACUUAUUUUUAUUUUAGUAGUAACAACCAGUAAAAUUGAGUAAUUAGCCUUUCUCAUGGCCAUCUGCCAUUUUGGGGGUACUGCCUCUCCCACGUUUGAGAGUUUCCGCACCACGAAAUGUGACUUUUUAGUAUUAUACAGUUGUUUGUACAAUGGUAAAUUUACAGUUACAACUUUUAAAAGUUGCUUUUCACGCUGUUUGAAUUAAUGUCUAGAAUCUUUCACGAGAGCAGACAGUUACCUCCCAAAUGGCGGAUUGUGACCUUUGUAAGAAAGGCUAAUUGGUGAAAACAAAUUAAUUGUAUCUAACUAGUACACAUGCCACUCAGAAAUCAUAUCUGCUGCAGAUUUCAUGAGAUCAUGAUGAUUGCUGCCAGCUCGCAUUGCAUGCAGAAAAAUAUUGUAAUCUAACUUGCUCAUUUAUUCACAACACCCUGGCAGGUCUGAAUUAUAUCCUAGGCACAAAAAUCAUUAUCUGAUCCAAUCUGAAUAUUGCCCCUUCAAAUCUAAUAUGAGAUACAUCUGAGGUCAGUAAUUGUGCAGCAUUCUUUUUGAGAAACUCUCAGAUGGCUUACUGUGCACACCUUUAAUUAGUCACUAGGGCACACCCUUGGUUUAUCUCUGUUUUUUUUUUCCAGUCACAAAUCAACUUUCUACCUAGGCUUUCUGUGCUUGUUUUAUGUACUGGCUGUCUGCGAGAUCUUACUUCUGUGACCCUAUAUCAGGAACAAUUUGACAUAUAAAGGGAAGCAUGUUGCACAACAGGUUUUCCACAAAGGUAGCAUGCAGGUUUUGCAAUCUUCAAAACCUAAUGAAAUUUGAGUUUUCGACAUUUGAUACAUACAGUAUGUUUGUCAACCAUUAUUAAUAUUUAAUCCUAUAUAUGGCCAUGUUAUUCAUCUGAUUGUUGCAUAUCCCCAGCAACUUAGUGCUCUAUAGUCAUAGAACAUCUUGUUUGAUGCACAGGUUUGCCAAUGCCUAUAGCUAGCAAAAUUGUCAUUUUCUCAAAAACAGAAACAGUCAGUGUAUUUGAUAUUCCCCUUCACAGGACUCUAAAUUUUGAGACAUGAGCCAGGCCCUACACAUGCAUCUUGCUGAAAGCAAUCUUGUUUGCAAUCUUUUUAUCUUGCUGUCCUUUAUUUAAUGUAGCUGGCAUUUGUUUUCAAAAUAUGUUUCCUGGUGCUUCAGUAAAUGUAUAGAAAUCAGUAAUUAAUUAAAGUUAAGGAAUUGUGUUUUUACUGGAAUUUACAAGCAUAAGUCAUGCAGUUUUAUACCAAAUGAAAUUCCACCAUUUCAUGGAAGUUGCAUUCUCCAAAUAGUAUUGUGCAAUUAGUUUGGUGGGGUAGGGGAAAAUAUUAUAAAUAAUUAGAUCAAUUUAUUGUUCAUUUUUCUCAUGAAGGUAAAAGACCCUGUAAUUUGCCCAAACAAUCAUGCAUUCUGUACUGUGUGUCUUGAUGUGUGGCUGCAAGGCAAUGGUUGCUGUCCUACGUGUAGAGUUGAUAUUACCAAAGACAAUCCAUAUAGGAAAGUCAUAGGUAGGUAGACUGCCUGCUUCAAAUAAAUCUCAUUAGUUUUGUUAACACUAGAUAGCUGUAAAGUUCCAGUGUAUGUAAGUUCCAUGGUCUUAUUCAUAGGUGUAUGGGGGGGGGGGGGACUAUAGGCCAGUUGGGCAAUAUUCGCUUCACAGUUGGGCAAUAUUGGCUUAUUAUAAAAAUAAAUAGGAGAAGUUUUCGCAAUAUUGGGGGAAAUAUAUGCUAUAUAAUAGUCGAAAAUGGAGGAAAAAUAUUAAUUUAAAAGUUAUAAUAAAUUAUAAUAUAUUCCAAAAAAAUUUUCGGAAAGUUUUUUUGACAAGCCGGGCACAAUGGGAAAAAGUUGGGCAAAUUUCUUUCUGCCCUCCCCUAAUUUUUUCCUUCCCGUACGCCUAUGAUCUUAUUGGUCCACUGCAGGUACUGGAGAGACUUGAUAAUGGAACCUACAAAGGUGUUUGGCAGAGUCAGAGUGGAAGCACUCUUCUAACAAGCGACAAAGGAGAAAUAAAUUAUAAUAGGAGAAAAUCAAAAAACUUAAUUUUAUUGUAAGGACCUUGGUUGCCGACGUGGAAGUGCCGUAAUGUCCCUGUGAAUUAAUUAUUACCUCCGCCAGGAGGUUAUGUAAUCAUCUGGGUUUGUAUGUGUGUGUGUGUGUGUGUAUGUGUGUGUGUGUGUGUAUGUGUGUGUGUGUGUUUGUCUGUGAGCACGAUAACUCAAGAAAUACCAAACUUAUCCGUACGAAAUUUUGUGAGUGCAUUUCCCAUCGGCUAAGGAAGAACUGAUUAAAAUUUGGUUGAAUUUGGUUAAAAAUUGAAUGAGAAAUAAUAAAAGUUUGUCUUGCUUUUCCCGGUCAAUUAAAUAAAACUUAUAUUGAAUGCGUAAUUAGGACGUGCAUAAUAUAUGCACCAGCCAUUCAAAUUCUAAUAACAAUAGAUUACUUCAAUAUUUUGCGCGUAGGCGGAGGUAUGCAGUCUCUGAGUGCCCUCUAGUUUUAUAUCGAAUGAUCUUGGUGGGAAUAUCGAUAAAAUGACUUUAAUUUUUAAAACAAUAUUUACUGCACGUACAGUAUUAUGUUGUAUAUAAAAUUUGAAUUUAUUAUCGCAAAUAACCAUCAAAAUGUUUAAUUUGUAACUAUAGUCGCAUAGAGUAGGACGUGAGGAACUUUUGUUAGUUUGAAUUAUAUGCAUAUUUUAUAGUAUUUGGCUAAGUUCCUUCUCCCGGUGAAGACCGUGAAAAUAAUGAAUCGUGCGCUGGUGAUUGUUGUGAUUACUUUUCAGGCUGUUUCUCUUGAUGCACAAUGUCGCUGAAAUUUUCAGCGACUAUUGUCCAUCAAGAGAAACGAAAAAUAUAUCAGCAAUGUGUUCUCUUUGACUUUGGACAAAUUUGCGGUCCGUUAAUAGCUAUUUUUCUCACAAAUCAAUUUAAAUACUGUAUGUUGCUUUUGGACUCACGUUUCGCGAAAAGGGCUUAAAGUUUUCGAUAUGUCUUAUUUAUGUCUUCGACUUGACCAUUCUUCCUAAAUCAUAACCACUGAUCUCAUAGGGUCAUAACGUAAUUCGAUCUUUACUCUGGAAAACGUACAGUGAAAGACAAUAACCUUACCAUUAAACAGACUGUUUUCCAUGUACGUUUUAGUCAAAACUGUUGGUGCAUAUUUUCAGGAAGUAACGAGAAUAAUGAAACCUUGAGCCUACAAACAAGAAUGCAACUUCGAAAAACAAGACUAGGAUUGCUGGGAGGAGAGUACGAGGUUUGUGAAAUUUCGAAGAAGUUGAGCCCAAGCCAAGGCACGACAAAACAACAGCAACAGCAGCAACAAGAACUACAACAACAACAACAACAACAACAACAACAACAACAACAACAACAACAACAACAACAACAACAACGACGACGACGAAGCUUUUAUCAAUUCACAAUUGAAAGUAUCUUAUUUUCCCUUCAUCUGCAAGGCAUAUCAAUAAUAUUAACUGACAAUCGAUUCUGCAUGAUAUUCAGUUUUAGACUGGCUAACAUUUUUUUAGAAAUUUACUAGUUUCAUAGCUAAUUUGUAAUGUAACUUUAAACUUCUGUAAUAUAGAAUUAUAAAUUGUAAUGUAAUUUUAAACUUCUGUAAAUAUAGAAUAACUAAUUUUAAUCAUUUGUCUUGUAAAAUUUGGCACGCAAUUCAGCCUUAUUGGCUGCUAUGUGUUAAUCUUAUUAAACAAACAAUCUAUCUAAACAAUCUAUAUCUAUCUAUCUAUCUAUCUAUCUAUCUAAAACGUUUCUAACCAUUUACAGACAGAAGUCGAAAACCUCAGUCGUCAAUUGAAUCUCAUGACUCAAGAAAACGAGAAAUUGAAGAAAGAUUUGAAAACCAAAGAACAAGCAAUUGCAGCGACAGGAGGAAGACCUUUGUUGUCAUCUAAUACUUGCAAUAUAGAAGCUCUCUCUAGCUUGACCAAGAAACUUCAGGAGAUCAGUACCACAUAUGACGAUGUUCGACGAGAUAUGACUAAACUUCAACAGGUACAGUUGUCAGCGUCAUUGAACUUUUACAAUGAUUCGUAUUCAGGAAUCAGUAGCAAUGCUUUGAUCCAAUUUUUUGGUAAAUGUUUUUCAAAAAACAGAUUCAAUUUCAACACAGCACCAUAUUGUGACUACUAGACUAAAUUCAUCGUAAACAUAGUAAAAGAUGAGCAUGGCAUGCGUUUCACUUUUCGAUUUAGUCAUUUCUUUAAUUUCUACUGAAUAUUACGUUCUUUCAGGGAAAAGUUGGUUUUGUAAAAAAUGUGAACAAAAUGAAAAGUGUCAAAUUUUUUUGCGAAUAUCAUUCCAUGACCCUGCAUGUGCCCGAAGUUGCAUUUGAAUGUUGGAGGGCAGAUUGUGUCAUGUCAACAUUAUUACAUAUUUUGGCCCACAGGAGAAAGAGCAGUUGCAGCGAGAAAAUGAUGAUUUGAAAAAUGAAGUUUCAAAGUUGAAGGAAGAUUCCAUGUUUACUAAAUCACCAAAGAGGUAGAAAUUGGUAUUAUUUAAUAAAAAAAUAUUCAGUGUAGAUUUAUUAGAUCAUGGGUAUCAUUGAAUAAUUCUCUUGACUGUCUGUAAUUCAUAUUAUUAAUAUUAUAAAUAAUAGAUAGGAUAAAUUGAUAUUAUUAGAUAGGAAUUCAACUUGUGAAGUAUAUAUUGCAUGGUUUAAAUGCAUGGCUUGUACAUGCAGAAACGGAUAUGCGUUACCAACUACAAAAUAGGCAAAAUAGGCAUGUAUAAAACUACUGCAUAUUACAUAGAGAAUAAUACAUGGGUGCGCGGAAAUACCAGAUUUAUUUCGAGUGUUGAACAUGAUAUCUCACGAGUGAGCGCAGCGAACGAGUGAGAUAUCAUGUUCAACACGAGAAAUAAAUCUGGUAUUUCCAAGCACCCAUGUAUUUUUCUGUUUAUUAUAUAAAGAACAGCUUUGAAAAGCGAUAAUUUUUACAGAAAAGCGAUAAUUGAAAAGCGAUCAUUUUCACAUGUGAGAUUAUCAUGAAUAAUCUCACUUUUAUCAGUGCUCGAAAUCUCUAUAAAGCACUAUACUUUAUAUAAUAAAGUAAAAUAUUUCAUGCUAUUUUUACUUAGAUAUGAAAAAUUCACGAUUACUGGAUUGAAAGCGAAGGUGGAACAAUAUGAAAAGGAAAACCAACAAUUAAAGAAAGCUUUGCAGAAUAGUGAUAAAUAUGUGGAACAAUUGCAGAUGGAAUUGAGAAUGCUGAAAAAAGAAAACGCGAAAAGUGAGACCAGAACUACGAUUAGUGCGCAACAUGAUAGCGAGAGUCGUGAUAUCAGAGCGGAGGUUACCCUGGAAGAAGUUCCUACCAGUAUGGUUGCUCGACAGCUAUCUCAUGACCAGUUUGAGGCGACUGUUGCAAGCAUAGCUCCUUUGAAUCGUAGGAAUUCCUCCGAAUUUCAAAGCUGUACAGCACUAGCAGUCAGUACACAACAUGAAACAGACCAACGUCGCUCGCCACAGAACGAUGGUACAACUCCAACAACAUCACAAAGUGGUGAAGAAUGUUCACGGGAUUUGUUUCCAGCCACAAAGAAAUUGUUAGCAUUGAAAAAAAUUCACGAAACCAGAAGUUCGCCUUCUCCUCAAAGCCAAAAUGUCCACCAUGUUUCACCUGUUCCUUCCAUUGAUUUACCUUGGUCUUCUGGUGGUCCGUAUAUGAAUUACGAUUCUCCGAGUGAUGCUUCUGAAGAAACCUCCGUUGCUUCAAAUAAAACCCCGCCUCAACACGUGUCUGAAACGUUUUCUUGUUCGUUUACACAAGACAGGAGUUCAGAAAGUGCUUCCAAUAAUGUUAUUCUUACAGCAGCCGGACCCUGGGCACUUCCUUCAUCUUCGUCUACAUCUGAACAAAUGAACUUUGAUCAAUCCUGUAAAUCACCAAAAAGAAACACACCUACUGAACCUUUUUUGCUCAACAAGAAAAUUAAAAUAGAAAAAGAUUGAAAGGAAUUAAGUCCAGAUUUAUAAGUUGGGAUUUUUUCUCAUUGAUUGUCAUUAGUUGAUGAUAUUGUCAAAUAAUGUUUGACGUUUAGAAUACCCUUACUAGGUAUAUAAUCAUUAUGGCUAAUGCGAAUCUAAAAUCGGCCCGAUAUAUCGCAGUAUAUUAUAGUCUGUAUACUUCUAGUAUCUCUUGUAAAAUACGUAUUGCGAGGUUAUUGAAUUCAUAUAAACGACUUUGUUAGUAGUCUUUGUAUAAAGAGGACAAAAUUAGCGGAUUAUUUAUUAUACUUAAUAAAUGAG